This is a messenger RNA of Medicago truncatula (barrel medic), 1042 nucleotides long. Its product is annotated as urease accessory protein F. The transcript is spliced from 2 exons. The record is from RefSeq and is a predicted model, not a curated record. Lineage: Eukaryota; Viridiplantae; Streptophyta; Magnoliopsida; Fabales; Fabaceae. Gene Ontology annotation, molecular function: nickel cation binding. Bases 193 to 912 code for a protein of 239 amino acids.
AUGAGAUAUCGUUUAUAUUAGAGCCGGGGAAGAUGAUUUAUUUGAAAAAAACGAAAACACAAAUCCGUGUUCGGAGACGAAAAUUGAACAACAGCAGCUGCAGCUGCAGCACAAACUUCUUCAGCUCCACCUUGUACUUUUAGUAAUCUGACAUUCCCGGUCAACUUUGGAAGGAAUAUCAUAUCAUUGAUAAUGCAAACAAAUGAAGAGCGCGAAAAACCUGUCUUUGAAAACUCAUUUUUACAGUGGAGUCAAUGGCAGCUGUUGGAUUCUAUUCUACCUACCGGUGGAUUCGCUCAUUCUUUUGGUCUUGAAGCAGCAGUUCAGUCCCGCUUAGUGUCUGAUUCAAAUGAGCUCAAGACAUUUCUUAUUCAUGUAUUGGAGAAUACAGGGAGCUUGUUCCUUCCUUUUGUGUACUUGUCUUGCAUGUCGCCGAAUAUGGAAACCUGGCAUAAACUUGACAGGAUAUUGGAUGCUACCCUUACUAAUGAAGUGGGUCGAAAGGCAUCAAUCUCACAAGGAUCUGCAUUAAUGAGGGUAGCUUCAGCUGUGUUUGCGGAGAUUCCUUCUCUCAAAACAAUGAGAGAUUCUUCUAUGAAGUUAGGGACUGUAUCUUUUCAUCACGCUCCUAUAUUUGGACUAACAUGUGGUGCGUUGGGGUUCGAUAGUACAAGUUCUCAGAGAGCUUUCAUGUUCAUAACAAUGAGAGAUGUGGUAUCUGCUGCUACAAGGUUGAACUUGAUAGGACCCCUUGGUGCAGCAUUGUUGCAACAUCAAGUUGCUCCUAUUGCUGAAGUUAUAUUAGAAAAAUGGAUGAAUCGUGAUGUUGAGGAAGCAUGUCAAACUAUGCCUCUUCUAGAUACUGUGCAAGGUUGUCAUGGUUACUUGUUUUCAAGAUUGUUUUCAUCUUAGAAGACCACAUAUAUUGUUUUUAACAUUGAAGUACUGUUUUCGGAAUUUGGAAUGGUUUUAACUUUUCAUUUUGCAUUUUAUUGUUUGAUGUUUCACACCAAAUGGUUCUGAACAUUCACUUUGUUGAUAA